This is a messenger RNA of Acomys russatus (golden spiny mouse), 432 nucleotides long. RefSeq names its product LDOC1 regulator of NFKB signaling (gene Ldoc1). Lineage: Eukaryota; Metazoa; Chordata; Mammalia; Rodentia; Muridae. The transcript has a single exon. The annotation marks the transcript as partial. The record is from RefSeq and is a predicted model, not a curated record.
AUGGUUGAAGAGCUGGUGUUGCUUCUGCAGGAGCUUCUGGCGAGGCACCGCGCUCUGGCCUUGGAGAACAGCCAGCUUCUGGAACAGCUGCGGCUGCUGGUGUGUGAGAGGGCCACUCUGCAGCAGCAGGUAUGUCCGCCAAGCUGCCUGCUGUCCUCCCCCUCGAAGGGUAAAGGGGACGGGGACCUGCUCCCUGCGCUCAUCGUGCAAACGCUGUCCUACAUGCUGGCGAAUCAGGAAAGGUUCUUCAACGAUGCCUUGAAGGUAGCAUUCCUGAUCAGCCUUCUCUCCGGGAAUUCCGAGAGUUGGGUGGCGUCUUACCUCCAGAAGCAAAGCACCCUCCUCAGUGAUUAUGCAGUCUUUGUUGAGGAGAUGAAGCGGCAGUUUGGCUGGUAUGAUGACGACAAAGAUGAAGAAGAAGAAGAAGAAGAA